UCGCUUAACAUUGUGCAGUGCCUGUGUGACAUUGUCGCUGUCCCGUACAAGUCGUCAUCCGACGCAACAUGAAGGUUCUGCUCAUCUGCGGACUCGUCCUUGUAGGAGCUUUCCUUGCCGAUGCUGCUGGUGGUAAAGAACUAUGCGGGCUCAGCAAUGAUGAAAUUAAGGGGGUUCUAAGCUGCAUGGCAGAACGCGCACCCCCACAGGUCAAGGCAAGGGCAUUGGAGAUCCUCGGAGAGAGAGGAGACAAGGCUGCUGACCUUAUUAGGACGAAAUGCGAGGCUGACGUGGACUUUGGUGAGCUGAUUAGCACAGUGUUCUCGGAGACAGUUGCAAACGGCAUUAAGGCGGCCUACGCUCAGUGCAAGCCUGCAUCUCGCUAGGGGGCUAGCCGUUGCAAUGGAGCUUCGGAAGUGGAGAACGCCGUUCGUGAAAAUACAUUUUUACGGUAAAAAAAAAAAA
Messenger RNA from Rhipicephalus sanguineus (brown dog tick), 465 nucleotides. RefSeq lists its product as uncharacterized. The record is from RefSeq and is a predicted model, not a curated record. Lineage: Eukaryota; Metazoa; Arthropoda; Arachnida; Ixodida; Ixodidae. The coding region runs from base 69 to 386 and encodes 105 amino acids. The transcript has 5 exons.